UCCAAAUUGCUAAGAAAAACGUUAGGGUUUUAUAGAGGCAGAAAUGGCGAGUAGAGAUGAGUACAAGCUUCUUCAUAUAAAGGAUGCCCUUACUUGCAUCAACCAGAGGGUGAACCUGGUAGGAGCAGUGUUCGAGUUUGGAGUUCCCAGGCAGAGCAAAGGAACGGAUUGCUUCUGCACACUAAAGUUGAUAGAUGAAUCAUAUCAAAGUCCUGGAUUUACAGUAAAUGUUUUUGCCGAAAGCAUGGGAAAGCUGCCCCAAGUUCGGUCUUCUGGAGACAUAAUCCAAUUUUGUCAAGUUGUGAUUAAAGCACACCAUGGGGAGGUCUAUGCUCUUUUCAACAAGAAGUUCUCUUCAUUUGCUCUAUUUGAAGGAAAACCUAAUGAAGACUUUACCCCAUAUCAAGUUUCUCUGAAAUUUCAUAUGAGAGGUCUUGGCAAGGACUUUAUAACAUGCCUAAGAACAUGGCUACUAGGUUUUCGAUUUGAUACAGGGACAAGGGAAACCAUGUUGUUAUUGAGAGAGAUCCAUGAAGGGCUACGCUUUGAUUUGGUUUGCAAGAUUCUUCACAUCUGUGAAUUAUCCAAGGGGGAGUGGAUGCUCUUUGUGUGGGAUGGAACUGAUACUCCUCCUUUAUGUUUUGAAACAAAGCUAGAAGAUGAAGCAAAGAGCCCUCUUCCCUUACAAUUGGAACCGUCACUUUUACCAAGAGACAUUUUGAGUGCAUUUCCUUGUGUUGGAACUGUCUUGAGGGUGACUGUUGACCAAGAAAAUGAAAAGCUUGGCCUUCACUUAUUAGAUAGUGGCAGAUGGGUGAAAUUCAUUAACAUAAUCUGCCAAGCACGCUCAGGAUUGUGGCAUGGUGUACUGAUGCUUUUUACUAAGAUCCGGCUUUUGGCCAAUGAGGACACCAUUGUAAAGCACCGUGAAGAGUUUUACAAAGAACGUGUAUCAUCUAAAUUGGAAUCUAUGCCCUUGUCAUGCUUUCCUGGGCCCUCUCAUAUCACAGAGACAGAUUAUGAUGAUGUGCGAUUUGCUACAUUAAUGGAGGUUCUCACAUAUUCACAGGUUACAGCCAAAUUCAAAUGUAUUGUUCGCAUUGUAGCAACCUAUCCUUGGCAGAUUGAGGACUUCCGUUCUCCUCUAGGGAUUUAUAGGAUGAGGUUGACCCUAGAGGAUCCAACUGCAAGAAUACAUGCUUAUGUGUAUGCUGAAGAUGGGGAGAAGUUUUUUGAGGGUCAUCCCCUAGUUGAUGUACUGAAACAAAAGCGAAACAAAUUGCUUGGAAUAUCUGAAAGGGAUGAUGGCACAGAAGAUGAGAAAGCUCCUAGGAAUCCACCAUGGGUGCAGUGCUGCAUAAAGUCUUACUACAUAGAUAAAAGCGAUGCAUGGGGAAGCAGAAGAUACAGGAUUUUUGCCACCAGAAUGGUGGGAUGAUACGGAGUUGAUAGUUUUGUUUGCCUACUGAAGCUGGUUUUUUGAACAGGUUGUAAUAUAUAGUGCAGGUCCCUGAUCCAGUCUAUAGUUUUGCUUCUGUAUUGCCUUGCCAGGCUGUUGUUUUAUGUAAAAUGUAUCCCAGAGCUUUUUGCUCUCAUUCCACGUCGUUUGAGUUUUUGGCACGGUAAGUUCAGCAACUUUUUCUUGA
Molecule: messenger RNA, 1646 nt
Organism: Nelumbo nucifera (sacred lotus)
Lineage: Eukaryota; Viridiplantae; Streptophyta; Magnoliopsida; Proteales; Nelumbonaceae
Product: protection of telomeres protein 1b-like
Biological process (GO): regulation of telomere maintenance via telomerase; telomere capping
Cellular component (GO): chromosome, telomeric region; nuclear telomere cap complex
Molecular function (GO): telomerase inhibitor activity; G-rich strand telomeric DNA binding
Source: RefSeq, a predicted model, not a curated record